Messenger RNA from Salvelinus sp. IW2-2015, 2415 nucleotides. RefSeq names its product zona pellucida-like domain-containing protein 1. The record is from RefSeq and is a predicted model, not a curated record. Gene Ontology annotation, cellular component: cell surface. Lineage: Eukaryota; Metazoa; Chordata; Actinopteri; Salmoniformes; Salmonidae.
CGUGUGACUAUUAAUCUUUUGUUUGUUGAUAUUCGUUUGUUAAUAAAUAAAAUAACAAAAAUAUCUCUAGCUUAAUUUUAACUGAAUAGCUAAAGCAACUCCAUGCUUAUUAUCACUUUAACCAAAUGAACAUGGAUAGAACACGUCAUGGAAGCUAUUCCUCCCUAUCACCUAUUUAAAUAUAAAACAAACAUUUUGCCGGGAGUUUGUCACAGUGGACUCGCCCCUGCGCUGCCGCGGUGUGUUGGGAAAUUGCUGGAACAUUCCGUUCAGCUUCAUCAUCCAGUAUUGCCAGCCAACUCACGUAGUCUAGACUAGGAGGCCAGUAUAAAUAUAGGGAGCUGGAGACAGAGAUAAAGACAAAGUAARAUGAACACCUACAGACUGAGAACAAUGUGGCUGCCCCUGCUUGUGUGCCAGCUUUGCCUGUUUCUGCGGAGUGAGGCCCAGACACCCAGCACUUUUUGCAACAUGCACUCAACAUUCAGACCACCAGUGAACUCGGACAUCACAGUGACCUGUGGUACUGAGGUUAUGGAGUUGAUUAUCUUGUUAUGCCCAGUCUACUUUGGUGGAUACAACGAAACCCUGAUGGCCCUCAACACACAGUUCAUCCUCCCCGAGUGCCAUGGAACACCUGACUGGAACAUUGACCCUCCAAUCCUGAAAUUCAAUCUGUCAAUAACUGCUGAUGCUGUGGCUGUCUGCUCCAACACAUUCAGGAUAACCAAUGAAGUUGGUACUGGGUUAUUUUCUGACUUCUCAAAUGUCCAGUUUGUUAAUAUAUCUGGCACCAUCAACUCGCUGGACACCAGUGCAUCUAUUGUCACCUACCGCCGGCAGAUCAUCUACAUGUUCUCCUGUCGCUACCCUCUGCAGUAUCUGGUCAACAGCAGUAAAGUCACAGUAUCAGGUGUGAGUCUUGCAGUGAGGGACAAUGACGGCAGCUUUGUCAGUACACUGAGCAUGUGGCUCUACAGUGACACUGACUACACUCAGCAACUCAUUGUCCCAGAGAAUGGAAUAAAUCUGAAGACCAGAAUCUUUGUGGGGGUGAAAGCCACCAGUCUAACAGAGAGGUUCCACGUUCUGCUUGACCGAUGCUAUGCAACAAUAAGUCCCGUUCCCAACAACAGCACCUACUAUGACCUCUUUGUUGGGUGUACACGUGAUAGAAAAACCAGGGUUGAGUUGAACGGAGCGUCUCAGAAUGCACACUUCUCCUUUGAGGCCUUCCGUUUCAUUGAACACAAGAACAUGACCAUCUCCACUUUCUACCUGCACUGUGUCACCCGACUCUGUGAGGUGUCCUCCUGCUCGUCCUUACUGCCCAACUGUUCAGGUUCCUCCAGGAGAAAGAGAGAAGCCCAGGGAGUGUUGGCCAACGACCAGGCCACAAUCUCCUCCGGACCCAUCAAGACCAAAGUGGACGACGGUCUUCCAACAGCUUCAUAAUUCUCAUUCCAGUCCCAGAGAAGCCCAAUGGCCCAUGUGGCUGUCAGUACUGCGGUGCUGGUUGUCAUUUGUCUCUCCAUGGCCCUGUUCAUUGGUCUUUUGCUGAGGAGGAGAAGGUUAUCCAUCCUCCAAUGAGAUUUGGUCUAGGACCAGGGAAACACUCAGUGGGGUACUUUACAUCCCCAGAGCAUGUAGACAGCUGUUAUGAAGACACAAUACAGUGGCAGGUAAAAUGGGAAAAGGAUGGUUAGUUCUCAAUUUAUGAGUAAAGGAUGGUUAGUUCUCAAUUCAUGAGUAAAGGAUSGUUAGUUYUMAAUUCAUGAGUAAAGGAUAGUUAGUUCUUAGUUCAUAAGUAAAUUAUGGUUCGUUUUCAAUUCAUUUGUAAAGGAUGGUUAGUUCUCAAUUCAUGAGUAAAGGAUGGUUAGUUCUCAAUUCAUGAGUAAAGGAUGGUUAGUUUUAAAUUCAUGAGUAAAGGAUGGUUAGUUCUCAGUUCAUAAGCAAAGAAUGGUUAGUUCUCAGUUCAUAAGUAAAGGAUGGUUAGUUCUCAGUUCGUAUGUAAAGGAUGGUUAGCUCUCAGUUCGUAAGUAAAGGAUGGUUAGUUCUCAGUUCAUGGAUUACAAUGUUAUACACGUUAGUGAGAAAGUAUUAAGCAACAUUUCAUGCAUAAUGUUACAGAAACAUAGCAUUUUAUAAUUGUAAGAAAGUGACAGCAGGGUACUAGAGGUAAUCAUCUUCUACACACCUAAAUGUAUAGUUCAUAAAUACGGCACGUACAGAUUUUUUGUAUGAAUCUUUUGUAUGAUAGCUGACUAAUUGUCAGAGUAAAUUCUGUAUGAUAGCUAAAGGCCAGAGAAAAUGUUGUAUGCACUUGCUUGACAGAUGUGUAUUAAAGUACACAACAAAAAUAUAAACGCAACAUGUAAAAUGUUGGUCCCAUGUUUCAUGAGCUGAAAUAAAAAA